GCCAUGGAGGGCGGCGGGGGGGCGCCGCCCGCGCUGGAGAAGAACGCGGCGGAGCUGACCGUGAUGGACGUCUACGACAUCGCCUCGGCCGUGGGGCAGGAGUUCGAGCGCGUCAUCGACCAGCACGGCUGCGAGGCCAUCGCCCGGCUCAUGCCCAAGGUGGUGCGGGUGCUGGAGAUCCUCGAGGUGCUCGUGAGCCGCAACCACAUCAACCCCGAGAUGGAGGAGCUGCGCCUGGAGCUCGACCGCCUCCGCCUCGAGAGGAUGGACCGCAUCGAGAAGGAGCGCAAGCACCAGAAGGAAUUAGAACUGGUGGAGGAUGUCUGGAGAGGGGAAGCACAGGAUCUUCUUACUCAAAUUGCACAGCUGCAGGAGGAGAAUAAACAACUGAUGACAAACUUGUCUCACAAAGACAUUAAUUUCACUGAAGAGGAGUUUCAGAAACAUGAAGGAAUGUCAGAAAGAGAGCGGCAAGUCAUGAAGAAGCUGAAGGAAGUGGUAGAUAAACAGAGGGAUGAAAUCAGGGCAAAAGACCGGGAACUGGGACUUAAAAAUGAGGAUGUAGAGGCACUUCAACAACAACAGAACAGGCUCAUGAAAAUUAACCACGACCUGCGGCACCGGAUCACCGUUGUCGAGGCGCAGGGGAAGGCCCUGAUUGAGCAGAAGGUGGAGUUGGAAGCCUACUUGCAAACCAAGGAGCAGGAGAUGGGCACCCUACGAGCAGAGCUAGGGAAACUCAGAGAAAAACUGCAGGGUGAGGACAGCCAAAAUGGGGAAGAAAUAAAGACAGAACCAAACAACGACGACUUUUCUGACUUCGCAGAGUCAGAAAAGAUGGCAGUGGACUUAAAAGAUCCAAAUCGUCCAAGAUUCACCUUGCAGGAGCUGCGAGAUGUCCUUCAUGAGAGGAAUGAAUUGAAAUCUAAAGUGUUUUUACUUCAAGAGGAGCUUUUAUAUUACAAAAGUGAGGAAACAGAAGAAGAAACUAGAUCGCCUCAACCUACACCCAUAAUUCAGCCAAAAACCUCAACUCAGCAAGAGUCUGGAAUCAAACGACUGAUCUUUACAGCCAUAAUGCCCAUGGUAGCAGCUGGAAUGAUUCCAGACGAUCCCACAUUGCAGCCAAUACGAAGACUUGUGUCCCUUGUUUAGUUUCUUCUCUCGUGAUAAGAGACGUAUGCAGGCAUCACAGAGAAACGUCCACUUCCAGGAUACUUUUGGCGAAUGGGCAAACUCAAAUAAAGAUGACUCCUACAUGGAACAAGGACAAGAAGCCCUGCAGCAUCUGUGACUAAAACCUUGAGGUUCCGCUUGCCACAGUAGAUCUCAGUCUAGUAACAAGAAGCUUCUGUGAACAAAUCCAUCAGCUCCUCACUUCUGUUUGCCUUGCACACCUCAGUGGCUGCAUCUCAGAUGUACUCUUCAAAAGGGAUCCCUCACUGCUUGCUUGGUGACUGUUGGCCAGAAACAGAAUCCAAGCUGUAUAAGUCACUGAUACCUUGGGACAUUGAGGCUUCUAGAUGACUUGUUUUGUGCUGAAUAACAAGUCUAUGGUCUUGCUCAUGCAUUAACUACAGUAACACAAGCUUCUUUAAACCAAAAAAAAGAGACUUAUGCCAUUAUUAGAAGAUUGUUUGCAGUGUACGAUAUCUAUUGGCAAAGACUCUUUUAUCCUGUUUUGUUAGAAUUUUUGGUUGUUUGCUUUUUCUUAAUUCUGUAAGAGUUUUAUUUUUUCUGAGGGAUACCACAGCUCUGGGGCAGGUCUUAGCCCUGCUGUAUUUUGCCAAGUUAGGUGGCAUCCACACCAAGCUGACCACUUGGAAACCACCUGGUGCAAACUGAGAAGCUGAAAAUGCCUUGAGAGGGAUAGUAAGUGUCCGUGUCCCUUGUUGCGUAUAGUGCCUAAGGCAGGAAGAAGUCGAAGUUCGAGGUGAGCGUGCCUUGCAUUUGGCCUUGAGUUCUGCAGUAGUAAUGGAAAAUGAACUGCUCGAAUUCUAACACUUGUUUUCUUUUUUCCUUCUUACCAAGGUCUUCCCCCUAGGGUAGCAGACAGCCACUCGAUGGGAGUUAGAUUGCCCUUCCCACAGCCACCUUUUGAGUAAAGUCACACUCCGUUUUUCUUUCUCAAUGCAAACUACCUAACUUCAGCAAUAGGAGACCUCCUCAGCUAGCUGGCAUGAACUGUUUCAACUGACUUAGAGAUGGCCCCAACCCAAACUUUUUUGCUGACUUGUCUAAACACUAUUUGGGGUUGUAGAGUGGAUGGAUUCUACAAGCACCAGCUGCUUUACUGCUGUCAGCUGGGGUUUGGGUAGCCUGAUGUGCCAGCAGUGCCAACGCAUGAACACGGCUGAGCUGUCAGAAGGUGGGUAUGGACCUGAUUCACAGUUAAACAUGUGAAGCCCUUGGGCUGGGUGCAGGUCAUGCUUAUGAAAAACCCAUCACCGAAGCCCUGUGUAGCACAGAGGCACCAUGCCCACCAUGAAAGCAGGUUCGGGUGGGAGAGGGCACCUGCCCUUCCUUGCUGAGGAACGUGGCCCUACACGUGGGUCCUGCACUGGAGCACAGUGCGGCUGGGGAGCAGCAUCUCUGGUUGCAACAGGGUCCUAGGUAACUUCUGCUCAUGUAGCUCAGUGCUGCAGCCAUGGGCCGCUGUUGGCGUCCGACCCCAGCAGCCAGGUGGGCUCUGAGAGGCGCCUGCUCUCAGAAGCGGCACUAAACAGGAGCCAGUGCUCAGGUAAAAGCUCCUCUACUGCAGGUGCUAAAUGCCUGAUGCUCAUUGCAAGGGCUCCUAGAGGACAGCAAGCCAAAGGCUUUUGUACAAGGUGUUUAUUUUCUGUUUUUAGUUUUGGUUGGUCAAGAUUAUGCUUUUUAUGGCCCAGCACAGGUGGGCAGGGAAUGGUCCCUGCAAACUGUGUAAGGAAGCAAACCAUUAUUGUAGCAGUGGGGCAAAGGCUGCCUUCCUGAUUGUAACUGUGCUAUAUUUUGAACCUUGAACUUCAGCAUGCUCUGGGUACCUUGAGUGUUUUUUCCCCUCUCUCCAGCAGGUUACAGGUUUUUAAAUGCUAAUUUCCUUACAGUCUGCAGUCCCUUCCCAUCAGUUUGCAGCAUGGUUGGGAAUAUACCUUGGCACAUGUACCUUAGCACUAUACCUUUCCCAAGAGACCCCUGCUGCAGAACUAACCUGCAACUCCACUACUAGAGAAAGAAUUUGCAGGCCCUCCAGGUUGUCACUGCAGUUCAGGGAGGAGGGAAAGGAGGGAAGAAGGUAGCCUUAUAUGAAAGGCAUCUGUAUUUGAGAUACUGACAAAAAUGUCUGACACUAACAUAUGACACUAGUAAAGAUGCUUUUGCAUCUCUCAGCCUGGUUAAGUUUUGUUAACGUGUUGUUUUGUGCUUGCAGCAAGCUGUAUUCACAAAACAGCAGCAUUCUUCCUUUUAUGUGAAAGGCAAUUGUUAUGGGGAGUCUUAAUGAUACAUAAGUUGUUGAGAUCCCACUUGCUUUUACAGAUCAUAAAAAAAGAAAAAGAAGGACGUCCACUCUAUUUGUAUCAGGCAGACAGAAUGUAAGUUAAAUAUGUUCCAUGGUUCUUGAAUAUGUACUGGUCUUUAACACUUUUGUUCCCUAACCAUGAGAAAGGUUUAACAAGGAUGUAUCUUGAAGUGUUCCUGAAUGGACAUAAUGUUGGAGUAGGGGCUAGAAAACAUAAAUGGGUCAUUGCUGCUGUUUAAAAACCAUAUUCCUACACUGGAGUUGAUGGAACGGUGCCUGUUGAAUCUCUCCCCAGCAUAGUUUACAGCCGUUGGGCACAUUCACAGGAGACAUGGCAACAGGAAACAAUGCAGGAAUGAGCACAUUGACAGCCUGAACACAGCCUCAUUUUCACAUCAGCCAGGACCAUGAACUGGGAUAACAGAAAUACACCGACCGAACAUUUCUCCCUCUUUUCCCUAAGCUCAUGUAUAAAAAGGGAAGUCUCCAGACCGAGUUAGUACACGUAGAGCUAGUCUCACAGGCUAGAAUCCAAUGCUUAUUGUUGUUAGGUCAAAUCCGUUGUUAGGUCAAAUCUGCAGCCAAGUUCACACAAUGGCUCUAAGCAGUACAGCCUUCUCCC
Molecule: messenger RNA, 4118 nt
Organism: Nothoprocta perdicaria
Lineage: Eukaryota; Metazoa; Chordata; Aves; Tinamiformes; Tinamidae
Gene: RILPL1
Product: Rab interacting lysosomal protein like 1
Exons: 8
Coding region: 4-1155 (383 amino acids)
Biological process (GO): cilium assembly
Cellular component (GO): cytoplasm; ciliary basal body
Molecular function (GO): protein dimerization activity
Source: RefSeq, a predicted model, not a curated record